Messenger RNA from Dermochelys coriacea (leatherback sea turtle), 10377 nucleotides. It is a transcript of the gene CACNA2D1, whose product is annotated as calcium voltage-gated channel auxiliary subunit alpha2delta 1. Gene Ontology annotation, molecular function: voltage-gated calcium channel activity. Gene Ontology annotation, cellular component: L-type voltage-gated calcium channel complex. The record is from RefSeq and is a predicted model, not a curated record. Lineage: Eukaryota; Metazoa; Chordata; Testudines; Dermochelyidae.
GCCCGCCGAGGCUUUCGAAGAGGGGGGCGAGCAGGAGCCUCGCCUGAUUCUGCGCUGCGGUUCCCAGGCUGCCUGGGCUCCGGCACUAAAACAAAAGCAGCAAGUGCGUCGCGGAGCCCACCAGGGCCGGCUCGGAGCCUGGCCGGCGAGGCUGCCGUGUGCAGGGGCUUUCCGGCAUGUGGCUGGCUGGGGCGAGGCACCCUCUCUCUCCUCCCCCCCCCCCCCGAGCUCGGGAGAUCAAGAUCAGACGCUGACUUCGGGAGUUCCUCCUAUUCCUUGUAUGGAAAGCGGCUCGCCGAGACUCAUCCGACACCUUCCCCCCGCUGUGACUUUCCCCAGCUCCCCUUGUCUUCGUGCUCGUAGCAGGGAAGCAAAGGAGCAAAUCUCCCAGCCUCUGCUGCUUCCCGCAACUCACCCGCUCCGACAGCCCCCACGCCCGCCGCCGCCUCCUUCCCCCCCCUCCCCUCCUCCGCAAUCGGGAAUAAAUCAGAGGAGGGCAGACCCGGGCACGCCAGAGCCAGCGGAGAUCUGUUCCAAAAGCAGCCCUGAUGGCGGCGGCUCGGAUGGGGCCGGAGCUGCUGCUGGAGUAGCGGAGAGCCCCCUGGAUCCCCCGCUCCACCCACAGAUCUCAAUCGGUCUCCUCCCCACCCUCAGCUCCGCUCCCUGCCGCUGUGCCCAUCGCUGGGUGGCUCCUCGGAGAAAGGGGGGGGACGCUUAAACAAAACAAAACAACCCCCCCAUUUAAUUUUAUUAUUUGUUCCGUCUCCGUGACUGGGGGAUCGAUCUUCGAUUAGGAAGAUGGCUGCUGGCUGGCUGCUAGUCUUCAGUCUGACACUUUUCCAGUCCCUGGUGAUGAACCUGUCCUCGGAAGGACCCUUCCCUUCUGCCUCCACAAUAAAGUCAUGGGUGGAGAAAAUGCAAGAGGAUCUUGUAACAUUGGCAAGAAGCGCAAGUGGGGUGGACGAGCUUGCCAAGAUUUAUACGAAAUACAACAAUCUGUAUACAGUGGAAGCCAACAAUGCACGUAAAUUGGUGGAAAUUGCAGCCACAGAUAUUGAAAAACUACUGAGUAAUAGAUCGAAAGCCCUGGUGAACCUUGCAACUAAAGCAGAGACAUUUCAAUCGCAUCAGUGGAGGGAUGAGUUUGGGAAUAAUGAUAUCAUCUAUUACAAUGCAAAAGAUGAUCAGAACGAUUCUGAAAAGAAUGAGACUGAAACUGGAAGCCAGAGAAUCAGACCAGUGUUUGAAGAAGAUGCUGUUUUUGGGCGACAAAUAUCUUACCAGCAUACAGCAGUCCACAUACCAACAGAUAUUUAUGAAGGCUCUACAAUAGUGUUAAACGAACUCAACUGGACUGGAGCAUUGGAUGAAGUAUUCAAAAAGAACAGAGAUGAAGACCCAACUUUGUUGUGGCAAGUUUUUGGUAGUGCUACUGGCCUUGCCAGGUAUUAUCCAGCCUCCCCAUGGGUAGAUAAAAGCCGAACUCCAAACAAGAUAGAUCUAUAUGAUGUUCGCAGAAGACCAUGGUACAUCCAAGGAGCUGCAUCUCCAAAAGACAUGCUUAUUUUAGUUGAUGCGAGUGGGAGUGUUAGUGGACUGACGCUGAAGUUGAUCCGAACCUCCGUCAUUGAGAUGCUAGAAACCUUGUCAGAUGAUGAUUUUGUGAAUGUAGUUUCAUUUAACAAUAACGCUCAGAACGUCAGUUGCUUUAAUCAUCUUGUCCAAGCUAAUGUGAGGAACAAGAAGAAGCUGAAAGAGGCAGUCUACAAAAUCUCAGCUAAAGGAAUCACUGACUACAAGAAAGGCUUUAGCUAUGCUUUUGAACAGUUGCUAAAUCACAGUGUCUCUAGAGCUAACUGCAAUAAGAUCAUUAUGUUGUUUACUGAUGGUGGUGAAGAAAGAGCACAAGAGAUUUUCCACAAAUACAACAAAGACAAAAAUGUACGUGUAUUCACAUUUUCUGUUGGUCAACAUAAUUAUGACAAAGGACCCAUACAAUGGAUGGCCUGCCAAAAUAAAGGUUACUAUUAUGAAAUUCCUUCCAUUGGAGCUAUAAGAAUAAACACACAGGAAUAUUUGGACGUUUUGGGGAGACCGAUGGUUUUAGCUGGAGAUAAAGCAAAACAAGUCCAGUGGACCAAUGUGUAUUUGGAUGCACUGGAACUGGGCCUUGUCAUUACCGGGACUCUGCCUGUCUUUAAUCUAACAGAAGACCAACAAGGGAACAAGAACCAGCUGAUUCUUGGAGUUAUGGGAGUUGAUGUCUCUUUGGAGGACAUAAAAAAACUGACACCACGGUUUACACUGUGCCCAAAUGGUUACUAUUUUGCAAUUGACCCUAAUGGUUAUGUGUUACUUCAUCCAGAUCUUCAACCAAAGAAUCCUAAAUCUCAGGAGCCUGUUACACUGGAUUUUCUGGAUGCUGAGCUAGAAAAUGAUAUUAAAGUUGAGAUUCGGAAAAAAAUGAUAGAUGGAGAAAGUGGGGAAAGAACAUUUAAAACAUUGGUCAAGUCUCAAGAUGAGAGAUAUAUUGACAAAGGAAACAGAACGUAUACAUGGACCGCUGUGAACGGCACAGAUUACAGUUUGGCCUUGGUAUUACCAUCCUACAGCUUUUACUACAUUAAAGCCAAAAUAGAAGAACCAAUAACUCAGGCCAGAUUCAAAGAGGAUUCAGAAACUCUAAAGAUUGAUCACUUUGAUGAAGCUGGCUAUACCUUUAUAGCACCAAGAGAAUACUGUAAUGAUGUAAAAGUAUCAGACAACAACACUGAAUUUCUUUUAAAUUUCAAUGAGUUUAUUGAUCGAAAUACCCCAAACAGCCCUUCAUGUAAUGCUGAUAUGGUCAUUAGAGUUUUGCUGGAUGCAGGAUUUACAAAUGAACUAGUCCAGAAUUAUUGGAGUAAGCAAUCUCUCAAUGGAGUCGUUGCACAAUUUGUGGUUACGGAUGGUGGGAUCACUAGGGUUUAUCCUAAAAGGGCAGGAGAGGAUUGGACAGAAAAUCCUGAAACUUACGAAGUCAGUUUCUAUAAACGGAGCUUGGAUAAUGACAACUAUAUCUUCACAGCUCCAUACUACAACAAAAGUGAUGCCAGUAGCUAUGAAACAGGCAUUAUGGUGAGCAAGGCUGUGGAAAUAACCAUUGGUGGAAAACUUCUUAAACCCGCAGUUGUUGGAAUAAAAAUUGAUGCAAUCAGCUGGAUGGAAAAUUUCACCAAAACCACAAUCAAGAGCCUGUGCAACAGUGAACUUUGUGGCUGUGAAAGAAACAGUAUGCACCUGGAUUGUGUUGUUCUUGAUGACGGUGGAUUUCUUUUGAUGUCAAAUCAGGAUGAAUAUACCCAACAGAUUGGACGAUUCUUUGGUGAGAUUGACCCUGACCUGAUGCGAAACCUCAUUAACAUGUCCUUAUAUGCCUUUAACAAGUCUUAUGACUAUCAGUCUGUUUGUGAUCCUGAAGAAGAACCAAAGCAAGGAGCUGGUCUUCGUUCUGCAUAUGUGCCUACAGUAGCAGAUGUAUUGCAUGUUGGAUGGUGGGCCUCUGCAGCUGCCUGGUCUAUCUUGCAGCAGCUGUUUUUGGGCCUGACUUUUCCACGUUUCCUUGAGGCAGCGGAAGCAGAUGAUGACGACUACACUGCUGCCCUAUCCAAACAGAGCUGCAUUACUGAGCAAACUCAGUAUUUCUUUGAAAAUGACGAUAAAUCCUUCGGUGGGAUUGUAGACUGUAUAAACUGUUCCAGACUUUAUCAUGCAGAAAAAGUUUCACACACCAAUCUAGUAUUUAUAAUUAGUGACAGCCAACGGAUGUGCCGCUCCUGUGACCCAAAGCCAUUGAUGCAAGCAGAAAAGCCGGAUGAAGGGCCAAAUCCUUGUGAAAUGGUGAAGCAACCCAGAUACAGAAAGGGGCCUGAUGUCUGCUUUGAUAAAGAUGACCGGGAAGAUUCGUCAGACUGUGGUGGGGUCUCUGGACUGAGUCCAUCACUCUGGUCUAUGAUAGGAAUCCAGUUUGUCCUGCUUUGGCUGUUAUCUGGCUGCAGACAUUGCCAGUUAUGACCCUGUGAAACAAAAAUCUGCAAAACUAAUCAAGACCCUGCCAAAACAUUAGCCCUCAGUUUCAUUGUCAAAGGGUCCGCAAUUCAGACAGCAGAAGAAUAGCAAUGCCCAUAACUUGGUAUCAGUCUAUGUGAAAGAUUCAUAAAGGCACCCACAGUGGCUGCAUGUUGGAGUGUCAGAUCCUUAAACAUGCGUGAAUUCUGCAUCAUCUGUGCCAUCAGAACAGAAUUCUAUAUGUGCUUUAUUGAAGAAUCUAAGAUUUUUGUGUUCAUUGUUGUAUCGUUGAUGACUUCAUGUAAAAGGGCUCCCCUUAAAAUAGCUUAUGUAUGAUAUGAUUUCCAUUUAUUUUUAUCUUAGCAUUGUAUUUGUUGCAGACCCUAUAUGCUUUUACAUGAACACUUGUGAAAUCACAUUUCUUUAAUCCUCCUUUUUUAUUGUAUUAAUACCAUUAUAGCUGCUUUGAACAUCAGUUGUCCAGAAUAUAAAAUAGUUGGCAGACUUCAGUUUGUACAAAACAGCUUAGUGAAUUGAAAAUAUUGGUUAGUCUUCUCCAGAACUUCACCAUGACUGAAAUGCCUUACAAUGAGUGGUUUAUUCUGCCAAACUUAAUCAAAACAGGUGGCUAACUAAGUUUUGGUAGGUUCAUAAACUGUUGGUUUUAAAAAUAAAAUAAAAUAAAACAAAACAAAACAAAAAAAAUCAAGAAAGAAGCUACUGAAUUUUGAAAUAUAAAGAUGCUUGAGAGUUUGAUAUUUUAUCUAACCAAGUGAUUUUCCUCCUGAACUCAGUGUCAUGUCCCUUUCAGAAAGCUGUUAAUUUCGAUGUAAUGAUCAGUGCUCUCUUCACAGUGCAGUUACGUAACGCUAGCCAAAUCCUUCAAAAUGCUCAAAUGAAAAAGCUUGUGAAUACAAAAUGUCUUUGUGAUUAUUGAACAUUGGUUUCCAAGGGUAUUUUGCAUGAUGAUAAUGCUACUUUAUUGUUUUUAAGUUUGUUUUCUUGAAUGGUAGAGUAUAGUCCAUUGAAAAGGUAACUGAGUGAUUCUUUUGUUGUGUGAGAAACUGAAUGUUGCAAUGUGAUGCAAUUAAAUAAUCUUAAAUUAUAUUGUUAAACAAAGCUCUGAAUAUACUGUGCAAUGAAAAAGCUAAGAAAGUAGCGUAAAUUUAGUUGGCUGGACAAAAGGGAUGAGAUGGAUUUUAUACUGAUUAGUGCUCUCACAUGAAAACCUAUGUACAGAUAUUUUAAGUAUAUACAAAUCAGAUUUGACACAUUUAUUUUUGAAAAGUAUAUGUUGUUCUGAGAUUCAUGCCAGGUUCCCCUUUUGUUUUCAGGGCACGGUAGCACUCUUUAAUGUUUAAACUCCUAGUAUUGCUAUUUUAUAUUGAAUAUAGCAAGCUUAAUAGAGCAAGAUUUCCUGGCUGCUGAAAUUAGAACGAAAUCCGAACAAAUGGGGAGCCUUGAAUCUAUAUGUAUGCACAUUGAUACUUGAUUGUGAAUAACAAUAAAAACAAUUGUUUUAUACAAACUUGUUCGUGAUACAAAUUGGUGCAGUAAAUUAUAAUAUUACACUGUAGAAUAGUGUACAUGCAAAAUAUGAUUUGUGCUUUUUUCUAGUUUUCAGAACUUAACAGUAUUGUAAGACAGCUAAACCAAUGAAUGUGCAACUCGGCUGACAUUGUACAAUUCUGCUAACAGCUGCAAUAUGCAAAUAUUUACAUGGUACUAAACAUUUGUUCUUUAAAAAAUGAAAAUGCAAAGCAUUGGUAUGUAUAUGCUGGAAAAUGACUACUAUAAUCUUGAACGUGUCAAAAGCUUACAGAAAUUAUUAGGCAUGCAUUAAUAUGCCAUGAAAAUUGAAGAAGCCACUCAAACCUAUGGCAUGGCUUACAAGAUGAAAUGACUAUGUGUAGCUGUGCCUAUGAUUAGUUGUUUGUUUUUUCACGUUACCCUUGGUUCCAGCUGUGUAUGUUCCCAAGUUUAGGAUUACAGUGCUGGGGAAAAUUUUAAAAAAACACUAUUGUUUAAUUAUCACAAUUAACUGUUUAAUAUCUCUAGGAAAGUCAUCUGAUUAAAAGUACAAUUGACUGAGUUUGGUGGCUCCUGUUCUUCCUUAGUGAAGAGAAGCUGAUUUCAGCAGCAUGGGAUGAGGAUAAGUGGGGAAUCUUCUCCGCCAGUAGUGUUGCUGGUAGGGCUGUCAAACGAUUAAAAAAUUAAUCACGAUUAAUCAUGCGAUUAAAAAAAUAAUUGUGAUUAAUUUCACCAUUAAACAAUAAUAGAAUACAAUUUAUUUAAAUAUUUUGGAUGUUUUCUACAUGUUCAAUUACAACACAGAAUACAAAGUGUACAGUACUCACUUUAUUUUUGAAUACCAAUAUUUGCAUGGUAAAAAACAAAAGAAAUAGCAUUUUUCAAUUCACCUAAUACAAGUAAGGUAGUACAAUCUCUUUAUCUUGAAAAUUGAAAUUACAAAUGUAGAAUUAUGUACAAAAAUAACUGCAUUCAGUAACAAAACAAUGUAAAAUUUUAGAGCCUGCAAAUCCACUCAAUCCUGCUUCUUAUUCAGCCAAUCGCUCAGACAAACAAGUUUGUUUAUGUUUGGAGGAGAUAAUGCUGCACGCUUCUUGAUUACAGUGUCACCUGAAAGUGAGAAUAGGCAUUCACAUGACACGGUUGUAGCCUGCAUCGCAAGAUAUUUAUGUGCCAAAUGUGCUAAAGAUACAUAUGUCCCUUCAUUCUUCAACUACCAUUCCAGUGGACGCACAUCCAUGCUGAUGGUGGGUUCUGCUCAAUAACAAUCCAAGGCCGCUUUCUUUUUUGGUGGUUUGGGUUUUGUUGUUUCCGCACCAGAGUGUUGCUCUUUUAAGACUUCUGGGAGCAUGCUCCACACCUCAUGCCUCUCAGACUUUGGACAGCACUUCAGAUUCUUAAACCUUGGGUCAAGUGCUGUAGCUAUUUUUAGAAAUCUCACAUUGGUACCUUCUUUACAUUUUGUCAAAUCUGCUGUGAAAGUGUUCUUAAAACAAACAUGUGGCUGGGUCAUCAUCUGAGACUGCUAUAACAUGAAAUAUAUGGCAGAAUGUGGGUAAAACAGAGCAGGGACAUACAAUUCUCCCCCAAGGAGAUCAAUCACAAAAUUAAUUAACACUUUUUUUAACAAGCAUCAUCAGCAUGGAAGCAUGUCCUCUGGAAUGGUGGCCGAAGCAUGAAGGUGCAUACGAAUGUUUAGCAUAUCUGUCACAUAAAUACCUUACAAUGCCAGCUACAAAAGUGCCCUGCAAAUGCCUGUUCUCACUUUCAGGUGAUGUAAAUAAGAAGAGGGCAGCAUUAUCUCCUGUAAAUGUAAACAAACUUGUUUGUCUUAGUGAUUGACUGAACAAGAAGUAGGACUGAGUGGACUUGUAGGCUCUGAAGUUUUACAUUGUUUUGCUUUUGAGUGCAGUUAUGUAACAAAAAAAUUUCUACAUUUGUAAGUUGCACUUUCACAACAAAGAGAUUGAACUACAGUGCUUGUAUGAGGUGAAUUGAAAAAUACUAUUUCUUUUGUUUAUAAUUUUACAGUGCAAAUAUUUAUAACCAAAAAUAAUAUACACUUUGGUUUCAAUUACAACACAAUACAAUAUAUAUGAAAAUGUAGAAAAACAUCCACAGUAUUUAAUAAAUUUCAACUGCUAUUCUAUUGUUUAACAGGGUGAUUAAAACUGUGAUUAAUCGUGAUUAAUAUUUUUAAUUGUGAUUAAUUUUUUGGAGUUAAUCGCAUGAGUUUAUGUGAUUAAUGGACAGCCUUAGUUGCUGGACUUCCUUUCACUCUCUCCAUGCCUGCUCCCCAAAUAAAAAAUGUCAGCUGUAAUUUGUUGAUCACAGGAACCGCAUUCUACAAUCCGCUACAUGCUGCCAAUGAGAAUGCUCUUGAAAUGAAGGGGUUUGUUGGAUGGGAGCAAUAUUUAUUACUUUAUUACUCUAAAACUAAGCUUAGUAAGACUACCUAUUAGUUUGUAUUUUUCCUUUUUUAAUUACUUGAAAGGUUAUCAGAAUAUUUAUGCUUAAAUGUUUCCACUUAGUUUUCCAGAAGAAAAGCCUUCAUGGAAAAGUAUGAUGCUUACAUUUCCAGAAUAAUGUGGAGUGUAUGUGUCUAUACUAGGUUUACUAACAGACACAGGUCAAAUCCCAUGUUACUUACUGAGGCCUUGAUUGUGCCUGGUCAGCAUAGGCCAUGGAAACGGAUGAUGCAGAACCACAUUGCUCCCAGAAGGUGUACCAGCAGCCCCUGCCUCCUUCCUGUCAUCUUUGGGCUGCCAUUCAACCCUGGGAAGUAGGCAGGGAGUAGCACUGACACCUCAAAGGGACUAGAGUUCUUCCUGGCCCUCACACAGCCAGGCUAUUUGUUCUACCUUCCAAAUACAGGUCUGCAUAGAGACCUUUCCAAAGGGAAUGCCAAUUGGCUAUGGGUGGGAUUAUCAAAAAUAUCUAAUGAUUUAACAGCACAAAUCCCACUGAAAGUCAAUAGGAUUUGUGCUCCUAAGUCAUAUAGAUGCUUUAGAAAAUCCAAUUCUGUACAAGUAGUUUUUCUUCCACAGAAGUUCUGCCUGUGUGGUGACAGAUUGAAAACAGGAUUUGGCCCAACUAUUGUUUUUCAUAAGGCUUAAUGUUUUUAAGAUUAAAAAAUUGAAUUUUUUGCUACUGUUUGCAGAGAACUAGGUAUUUUCUGAUUGUAUACAAAUGACAUCCAAUUAUUUAAGGUUCAAAAAUGCACUAUAUAGAUAGAUUUUUUUUUUAUCAGAAGAGCAAACAUGACAUUGUCAACAUUAUCUACAUCAUAAAUUCUAACUCUCACAUAAUAGACUUGUUUGUUAGAAAAAAAAAAAAACCUCAAUCCUAGCCUUUAAAAUUGAGAGAUGUUAAAGUUAUAAUACCUUGGAAAAACGGUUUGCAUUUUUUUAAAGUUACCAAAUAAGUUGUGUUGAUAUUUGUUUUAAACCCUUUAAACAGCACUAUGGGAUCUAGACAAGCUGCUUGAACUGUUUUAGUUCACACUGUAGUUACACAGCCUAUUAUAUAUCUGACAGUUAACCACAGUUCAAGUCAUUAUAGCACUGUACUAACAAACAAAAAGGUAUAAGGACUUAACAUGAAUGGUUUCUUUCUUAUUUUUCAUUUGAACAACCAGCAUUACUGCCAAAACACUGACUGUGGUCCAUAUUUCUAACAGGUUUUUACAUGACAUAGUUAGCAAGUUUGAGUGAAGAGAUUUUUAGGUCUUGUACCUUUAAGACUUUAGUAUAAUCUUUUUCAUGUUUCUAAUGCUUGCAGCUUUAUUGCUUAACUUAACAAAAACAGUGCUGCUGCCAUUUGUAAGUUUUCCUAUAAUAUUCCUUUUACUAACUUUAAAUACUGGCCUUACUGGGUUCAAAUAGGCAGUAUCCCUUUUAAGUGACCUUUGCAACCCAAGUGUUACUUGCUGUGUUUUACAGUUUUCGAUAUCUUUUAAAGAACAUUGAGACUCUUUGUUCUCCUUUACACUGAAGCUCAGAAAGCUUAAUUAUUAUUAUGUCUUAAUUUCAAAACACUGCAUUAAUCCCACCAGUCCUGCAAAUUCAGAUGAUAACCCUGCUGGUAAUUCAGAAUUCCGGUAAUGCUGGCAAGCCACUGCAAAAAGCUCUGUGAAGUUUUUUAGAAUAUCUACCGAAGACUCAAUGUCAAUAAACCCUUUUGGAGUACAAAGCUUUACCCUAAACCUUCAUCUGACAUCCACACCUUUGGCAAAGGCCAUAUUUCUUUUUUGUUUCUUUUUUCCAUACCACAGUGUUAAUAUUGUUAAUAUUCAAUGUACACUACUGUAAAAAAAAAAAACCCUACAACAAAGUGUGAAAAUAAUUCCGGAGUUUCAAAAAGUUGGCUUUGCCCUUUUACCAGCAUUUCUGUUGUUUUUUUUUAAAAAAAGGAUUAUCCUGAAGAAAUAAUUUCACUGAGGCUAAAGGGAUACUGUCUUGUGCAGAUGCCAUGAAUUUGCUAUUGUGAUCUGACAGAGCUGUCUUUUCUUCUUGUGUUAUAUGGAAUGUCUGGAUCAUGCUUUCUGGAGUAUUUUUAUUGAGAUGCUUACUGUGCGUUCCUGCAGAAAAAGGCCCCUGACUGCUCUGAUUGGGUAAACAGGCCUUUUCUCCCUUUUAUUGUGUUCUCUUGACACUUUUGUGGAACUUGACAAGCUGGAAAAAAUAAAAUAAAAUUUUGUAAAAAUUUGUACAAUAAUGUUAUAAAAAAGUUUAUAAUCCUAGAAAAUGUUGUGUUAAUUCUUGUGCAAAAACAGUAUAUUCAGAAUAAAAGUUUAUCAUU